AUGCCAUCAUCAUUAAAUGCAAAUUCUCGUGCAUCAUCAUCAUUAAUAACGGUUGAAAAAGAACCUGAACGUGAUCCUGAAUAUGAUUGUUUUAUGUGUCGUCAAUCACAUGUUUAUAUUAAACCGAUUGGUAUGCAACAAGAACGUCGUGUAGCGCGUCAUCAUCCACCACCAUUAUCACGUGCACAAAUAGAUGAAUUAAGUCGAAAAAAAAAUUUAACAAAACAAGAAGCAAGAAAAUUAUUACAAUGUUAUUUUCCUGAAAUAAAAAAUGUUAAAUAUUUUCAAUUACAUAAAUAUCAUUCAUGUUGUUAUGAUCCAAAACAUUUAAAUUUAUGUAAAAAUCAUAUAACUGCUUUACAACAUGAACGUGAACAAUAUCAUAGUCAUGAUCAUCGUCAAAGUCAAAAUGAAAAUGAUGACAAUCAUUAUAAAGAUUAUGAAAGAGAUGAUGAACCACACAAUAGAGUUAGUUUUGUACGCAUUAAAAUUGAACCAACCAAAGGUAUACCAACAAGAUUUUUAGGCCCAACAGCUUUACCUGAAUCACUAGCUGAUAUGCUUAUCAAACAAGUUAAUCGCUUAGAAAAUAAAAAAGUACCGCCAUCAUUUAAUUCGAAUCAUACAAUAGAACCAUACGCUGUUAGACGAGUAAACUUACCUCAUAGUUCAGAUGAUGAUAAUGACGAAGAUGAUGACAAUGAUGAUGAUGAUGACGAUGAAGGUCAUACUGAUGAUGAUAAUCAAACAACACAAUUUAAAGGUAAAAUAAUGGCUGAAUCUAAUGCAAAUUAUGAUAAUAAUAAGCAAGCAAAACUAAAAUUAGAAAAAAAAUCAACAAAUGGUGAUUUAAUAGUUGAAGAUUUAGAUGAAUUAAAACGCUUAUAUAUUAAUCGUCAAGAGCCAAUCGAUGUAGAUAAAAAUCCAGACAUUUUUUUGAAAUCAUUAAAAAAGAAAAAACGAAAAAAAGGUACAAAGAAAAAAAAUCUUCAUGAACAUCAUCAAUCAAAAUUAAAGCAUUGGGAAUUAUUAGCAUUGGAAUUGGAACAAUCCAAAAAUUCCUCAUGUAAUUGUCGUCAUCAAGUUAUGCGUCUUGAAGAUAAUCAAGUUGUUUACGAUUGGUGCCGUUGUAAAGAUCAUCAACAUAAAGAAUUAAUGGAAAGACGUAAAUCAAUUACACUUCCACCACCUCCUCAACAAUCAACUGCACCUCCUCUUCCACCACCACCACCACCUCCACCAAAACCACGUCCAAAACCUCGCAAAAUACGCACAAAAUCGAUUGGUGUAGAUGCCACAGAGCCAACAUCAAGUGAACUUGCUCUAGCUUAUGAUCCAUCAACUGUUGAUUAUGAUAUGAUUCAAGAAGUAAUCUAUUAUCGAACAGCAUCAGGAAGAUUGAUCAAACCUGAAACAACUAAUGCUUUUACUUAUGAUAGCCUACCUUCGUCCAUGAUGAUCAAUAAUCGAGAACCAAGCCCACACAAAGCUGAAGUUUUAUAUAUGACACCUAAUGGUAAAUUACAACCACUUGAAGGUGGUGGACGUAACCAACGAGGAAAAACAAAGACAAUCAUUCUAUCAAAACCAGGUUCAUUAUAUGAUGGUCAAGCAUUGAUUGAUACACAACAUUCAUCAUUAAAUAAUGGAACUUCGAAUACUAUACCUGUAUUAAAAUUACCUCCAACAGUAAAAUCGUCAAGACAACAUUUACGUGAUAAUAAUAAGGAAUAUCAACCAACAGAAUUUACAUUGGCGAAAUUUUCUUCUGAUAGAUCUGUAGGUACACCUGAUUCACAAGAAAAAACAAGAACUGUUUCAAUGUCAAUGCAAAAAAGUACAAAACCAACAUAUAGUAAUCAAAAUCCAACACCUGAUUAUGGACGUGAAUCAAGUGUUGUUGCUAAUCGUCGUUGGUUUGAUCAACCACUUGGUGAUCAAAAUUUACGUCCAGUACAUGAUGGUCAAUAUGGUUUAAUUGCUGGUACAUCAACAGAUACAUAUCAAACUAAAGCUAAAUUAGCUGAAAAUAACAAUAAUUACUAUAAUAAUAAUAAUAAUAAUAAUAAUAAUAAUAAUAAUAAUAAUAAUAAUACAAAAUCAGACGCACAAAAAAAUGGAAGCAAUUGCACAAUAUCAUAA
Messenger RNA from Rotaria sp. Silwood1, 2142 nucleotides. The record is from the annotation of a GenBank genome assembly. Lineage: Eukaryota; Metazoa; Rotifera; Eurotatoria; Philodinida; Philodinidae.